AUGGGCACUACAGUCAAAGUCACCAACGCUCCUACCUUGGUGACUUCCGACUUCUUGGCUACGACUACGGUCACCUACCUUUCUCCUGUCAAUACCCAAUCGCCCUACACAGGUCCUUGCGUCACGGUCACGGCAGCACUGCCUCCCGGAUCAAAGCCUUCUACUAUUGUCAUUCCCCCUCAAAAUGGACAAACUACAGGAAUCAAGUACAUCUGCUCGCCCCUUGAGUCAAAUAUGCCGUGGUUGCCGGGCUCAGGUAAUCCAACCGCCGGCGGCAAAUCUCCAUUCACAGGAAGCCUGACGACGGUCACCGCUCCCUAUGCGGGCUCGACUAUGACGACGUUGACGAUUCCCCCUACUGGAAGUGAUCAGACAGGCACUGCGCUCAUCCUCAAGCCCACACCCAACAACGGAGAUGCCCCUUUCAACGGUCCCUGCACAACAAUAACAGUUCCUGGAUCCGGCACAGCAUUGACAACUUUGACGGUGCCUCCAUCGGGAUCUGACCGCACUGGCACUCAGAUUGUUUGUCUCCCCUCCGCUACUGGAGGUCUGAUAACCAGCACGUCGACAGGGACUCAACCUGGCCAGACUGGGUUGAUUACCCUUACCCCUGGAAAGCCCGGCGAUCCGACUACCAUCGUCACGAUUGUUCCACCUGGUGGGCGGGUAACUUCUACGUCGACAGGGACUCAACCCGGCCAGACUGGGUUGAUUACCCUUACCCCUGGAAAGCCCGGCGAUCCGACUACCAUCGUCACGAUUGUUCCACCUGGUGGGCGGGUAACUUCUACGUCGACAGGGACUCAACCCGGCCAGACUGGGUUGAUUACCCUUACCCCUGGCAAGCCCGGAGAUCCAACUACAAUUGUCACAAUUGUGCCUCCUCCGUCAGGAGGAUUAGUUACUUCUACAUCUACUGGCACUCAACCUGGACAGACGGGACUACUUACCCUCACCCCUGGAAAGCCCGGCGAUCCUACCACGGUUGUCACUAUCGUACCUCCUCCGUCAGGCGGACUAGUAACAUCUACGUCGACUGGAACCCAGCCAGGUCAAACCGGAUUGCUGACUCUGACGCCUGGCAAGCCUGGAGAUCCAACUACAAUCGUUACUAUCGUACCUCCUCCCACGGGAGGAUUAGUAACAUCUACGUCUACAGGCACUCGCCCAGGUCAGACCGGAUUACUGACUCUGACGCCCGGCAAGCCUGGAGAUCCUACAACGGUCGUUACCAUUGUGCCGCCACCUAGCGGCGGGCUAGUUACCAUUACUUCAACAGGAACCCAGCCUGGACAAACUGGUCUUCUCACCCAGACGCCUGGCCGCCCUGGCGACCCAACGACAGUCAUCACGAUUGUUCCCCCUCCUACCGGUGGACUUGUCACGAUUACUUCAACGGGAACCCAACCUGGACAAACUGGUCUUCUCACUCAGACGCCUGGCCGCCCUGGCGACCUAACGACAGUUAUCACGAUUGUUCCCCCUCUUACCGGUGGACUUGUCACGAUUACUUCAACGGGAACCCAACCUGGGCAGACUGGUCUUCUCACUCAGACGCCUAGCCGCCCUGGCGAUCCGACCACGAUUGUGACCAUUGUCCCCCCUCCUACCGGUGGGUUAGUCACCUCAACCUCAACAGGAACUCAACCCGGCCAGACUGGUCUUUUAACACUAACGCCUGGUCGUCCCGGCGAUCCUACGACAGUCGUUACUAUUGUGCCACCUUCCUCGGGCGGAGUAACGACUGUCACAUCUACUGGCACUCAGACUGGCCUGACGACUCUAACACCCGGUCGACCCGGCGAUCCAACUACGGUUGUUACUUUCAUCCCAAGUCCCACUGGCGGCAUCGUCACGGUCACCUCUACAGGGUCGACUACUGGACUCGUUACUCAGACACCCGGGCGACCCGGUGAUCCAACUACGGUCGUGACCAUUGUGACGCCUCCUGCCGGUGGGCUGACUACUGUCACAUCCACAGGCUCAACGACUGGGCUGACUACCCUGACUCCUGGAAGGCCUGGAGAUCCUACCACUAUCUUGACCUUCGUUACGCCCCCAGCUGGCGGCAUUGUCACAGUCACUUCUACAGGCUCAACCACUGGCCUAGUUACCCAGACUCCCGGACGACCUGGAGAUCCGACGACGGUCGUGACUAUUGUUCCCUCUCCUCUCGGCAGUAUCGUCACGGUUACUUCUACAAGAUCUGCCACCGGCCUCACUACUCAGACCCCUGGGCGCCCUGGUGAUCCUACCACUGUUGUAACUUUUGUUACGCCUCCUGCUGGGGGACUGACUACAGUUACCUCGACGGGAUCGCAGACUGGUCUCACAACCCUGACGCCUGGAAGACCCGGAGAUCCUACUACGGUAGUAACUAUUACGACUAGUCCUCCACCCGUGACCGUUACCUCGACAGCCUCGACCACUAGUUUAACUACCCUCACACCCGGGAGGCCUGGAGACCCUACUACAGUCGUCACCUUCAUUACUAGUCCUCCUUACGUCACGGUCACUUCAACAGGCUCGACGACUAGUCUAACCACUUUAACACCCGGAAGACCUAGAAAUCCUAUUACUAUAAUAACCAUUACGACUAGUCCUCCUCCUAUAACAAUCACCUCGACAGCCUCGACGACUAGUCUAACCACGCUAACGCCUAGAAGGUCUAGAGACCCUACUACAGUCGUCACUUUCAUUACUAGUCCUCCUUACGUCACGGUCACUUCAACAGGCUCGACGACUGGUCUAACCACUUUAACACCCGGAAGACCUGGAGAUCCUACUACUAUAGUGACCAUUACGACUGGUCCUCCUCCUGUGACAGUCACCUCGACAGCCUCGACGACUAGUCUGACCACGCUGACGCCUGGAAGGUCUGGAGACCCUACUACAGUCGUCACUUUCGUUACUGGUCCUCCUUACGUCACGGUCACUUCAACAGGCUCGACGACUAGUCUAACCACUUUGACACCCGGAAGACCUAGAGAUCCUACUACUAUAAUAACCAUUGCGACUGGUCCUCCUCCUAUGACAGUCACUUCAACAGGCUCGACAACUGGUCUAACCACUUUGACACCCAGAAGACCUAGAGAUCCUACUACUAUAGUGACCAUUGCAACUAGUCCUCCUCCUAUAACAGUUACCUCGAUAGCCUCGACGACUAGUCUGACCACGCUAACGCCUAGAAAGUCUAGAGACCCUACUACAGUCGUCACUUUUAUUACUAGUCCUCCUUACGUCACGGUCACUUCAACAGGCUCGACGACUGGUCUAACCACUUUAACACCCGGAAGACCUGGUGACCCAACUACCGUAGUUACAAUCGUAACCAGCCCGCCUCCCGUUACGAUAACCUCUACUGGCACGACUACAGGUAUCACCACGGUCCCUGGAGGUCCUGGGGGCCCAGCUACAGUUAUUACAUUUGUUCCCAGGGGGUUCCUGGUUACACUCACCUCUACCGGAACCACAACUGGGCUUACGACGAUUAUUCCCACUGAUCCAGUUGGCGGCACUACCAGCGUAAUAACAUUCGUCACCCUGCCAGCCCCGGUAACUGUCACGUCUACGGGUAGUACAACGGGUCUCACCACGAUUCCUCCAGGUCCAAGUGGAGGUCCUCCCACUGUCAUUACGUUUGCGACCUCCACAGCAAGCCCUAUUCCACCGGUCACCGUCACAUCAACAGCAUCAACCACUGGCUUGACUACUCUCACCCCCGGACCUAGUGGUGGUCCCUCGACAGUUGUGACCUUUGUCACCCCUCCGGCGAGUCCUCUUUCUCCCGUCACCGUCACAUCAACGGCAUCGACCACCGGCUUGACUACCCUGCCACCUGGUCCCAGCGGUGGUCCUUCGACUGUCGUCACUUUUGUCACCCCCUCUGCGAGUCCUUUCCCCCCUGUGACGGUUACAUCAACAGCCUCAACCACUGGUCUGACAACUCUGCCUCCUGGGCCAAGCGGCGGUCCCUCGACGGUUGUGACCUAUGUGACAUCUCCAGCGAGUCCUCUUUCUCCCGUGACCGUUACAUCGACGGGGUCGACCACAGGCUUGACAACACUACCUCCUGGGCCAAGCGGUGGUCCGUCCACUGUGGUCACAUUCGUCCCGCGUGUUACUGGCUUCUUGAUAACUCUCACAUCCACGGCCAGCCAGACGGGACUCACCACUAUCAUCCCGACGGAUCCAGCCGGCACUACGAGUAUUAUCACAUUUGUCACGCCCUCUGCACCUCUUACGCCCGUCACUGUGACUUCGACUGGAAGCACGACUGGGUUAACGACCCUACCCCCGGGACCCAGCGGCGGUCCAUCUACCGUAGUCACAUUUGUCCCAUCUCUCACCGGUGGCUUGACAACGGUCACAUCGACGGGCUCGCAGACAGGCCUUACCACCAUAAUUCCAACAGACCCGGCCGGUACUACGAGCGUAAUCACUUUCGUCACGCCCAGCGCUCCCCUUACGCCAGUCACAGUCACGUCAACGGCAUCCACCACUGGCUUGACCACUCUUCCUCCUGGCCCUAGCGGCGGCCCUUCAACCGUUGUGACCUUUGUCACUUCCUCCACUCCUCUUACGCCGGUUACUGUCACGUCAACGGCGUCAACCACCGGCUUGACAACUAUCCCUCCUGGCCCCAGCGGUGGCCCUUCAACCGUCGUCACUUUUGUUCAGACUCCCACCGGCUUCAUCACAACGGUCGUAUCAACGGACACCCAAACCGGUGUGACAACUCUGCCUCAAACCAACCCGACCGGCACGACUACUGUCAUCUCUUUUGUGCCUUCGGUCACUGGCGGACUUAUCACCCUUACGUCAACUGGCACGCAGACAGGCGUCACUACUCUGCCUCAAACGGAUCCUGCCGGAACAACGACUGUGAUUACUUUCGUGCCCCCGAUCACUGGCUUCAUUACAACAGUUGUUUCGACCGGCACGCAAACUGGACUAACUACAAUUACGCCAACUGGAUUAGACGGCACAACAAGUGUCAUCACCUUUGUGACUCCCUCGGCAAGCCCUCUUCCACCAGUAACCGUCACUUCAACUAGAUCAUCGACCGGAUUAACGACCCUUGCCCCUGGUCCCAGCGGUGGUCCUACUACCGUUGUGACUUUUGUUACACCUGUUCUUACUACAGUCACCAUAACUUCGACCGGCACUACGACAGGACUUACAACAAUUCCACAAGUCGGAACUGUGCCAGGCACCGUUAUCACCAUCGCUUGCCGUACCGUAACACAAACGGAAACAGUCUCGGCCAGUGGGUCUUCGGGCACUCAAGCUUCAUUUGUUGUUCCUGCGUGCGCACGAACCGCGCAAUUCAGGAUCAAAGGCGGUGAUGGUGGUGAAGGUGGUCGACAAUCAGGAGUUGGCGAACUCAUUUCUGGGAGUUUCGCCGUCACACCCGGUCAGACAUAUGCUCUCAUUGCAGGCGGCGCCGGGGGUACAAAUAUCCAGGGAACCAGUGCAUAUGGUAACGGCGGUACAGCGACCACCGGUGGUGGCGGAGGUGGUGGAGCGUCUGCAAUCCUUCUUGGGGGUGCGGAGGUUGUCGUCGCUGGCGGAGGAGGUGGCGGGGAUAUAUCUUAUAGUGUAUUUCCCACUGAUGGACGACCAAACACAGUCCACAUCACCUCGGAUGACAAUAGAGGUCACGGCGGCUCUCCAGGACAAGAAGGCGUUGGCAGAUAUACAGUCGACCAGGCGAAUGAUGGUACCAGUGGCUAUUACAACGUUGCCCGAGGUGGAGGUGGGGCUACAGCAAGUGGGCCAGGCGCUGCUGGAACAAUCAGUGGUUACUCGGAUUCCUCAGCGAACGGCAAUCCUGGAUCUGGUCACAACGGUGGCGCAGGUAUUGCUUCUCGAAACUCAGGGUCUGGUGGGAGUGGAGGAUCUGGGGCCGGCGGCGGUGGCUACUAUGGUGGUGGCAGUGGAAGCGUCUUGGACUGGUCUUAUGGUACCAGUCGCGUUACAUUUGGCGGUGGUGGCGGUGGUGGCUCCAGCUUCGUCCGAUCCGGUGUUACUGUCAGUAGCCGGAGCAUUACGGGUGGUACCGGAAGUGUUGAGAUUGUCUUCACUUCUUAA
Colletotrichum costaricense is the source of this 6096-nucleotide messenger RNA. RefSeq lists its product as uncharacterized. Bases 1 to 6096 code for a protein of 2031 amino acids. The record is from RefSeq and is a predicted model, not a curated record. NCBI's taxonomy places the organism in Eukaryota, Fungi, Ascomycota, Sordariomycetes, Glomerellales, Glomerellaceae. The transcript is spliced from 2 exons.